Neoarthrinium moseri is the source of this 411-nucleotide messenger RNA. RefSeq lists its product as uncharacterized. Bases 1 to 411 code for a protein of 136 amino acids. Gene Ontology annotation, molecular function: acyl carrier activity; acyl binding. Lineage: Eukaryota; Fungi; Ascomycota; Sordariomycetes; Amphisphaeriales; Apiosporaceae. Gene Ontology annotation, cellular component: mitochondrion. The transcript is spliced from 3 exons. Gene Ontology annotation, biological process: fatty acid biosynthetic process. The record is from RefSeq and is a predicted model, not a curated record.
AUGUUCCGAUCAGCAUUAAUCCGCACUGCCGCCGCGGCUUCCCGCGCUGCCGCCCGCCCCGUCGCCCGCGCCCCCGUCUCCAGAGCUAUCUUGGCCGCCCCUGCCGUCUCGAGGGUCGCCGCCUUCAAGACCGUCCGCCUGUACUCGGCCGCCGCUGGCCUGAAGAAGGAGGAGGUCGAGGGCCGCAUCAUGGGCAUCCUGCAGGGCUUCGACAAGGUCAACGACACCACCAACAUCAAGCCCACUGCUCACUUCUCCAACGACCUGGGUCUGGACAGCUUGGACACCGUCGAGGUCGUCAUGGCGAUAGAGGAGGAGUUCAGCAUUGAGAUCCCGGACAAGGACGCUGACGCCAUCCACAGUGUCGACAAGGCCGUUGAGUACAUCUUGAGCCAACCCGAUGCCAACUAA